Aspergillus bombycis is the source of this 1866-nucleotide messenger RNA. RefSeq names its product zinc knuckle domain protein. Gene Ontology annotation, molecular function: nucleic acid binding; zinc ion binding. Lineage: Eukaryota; Fungi; Ascomycota; Eurotiomycetes; Eurotiales; Aspergillaceae. The record is from RefSeq and is a predicted model, not a curated record. The transcript is spliced from 2 exons. The coding region runs from base 1 to 1866 and encodes 621 amino acids.
AUGCCCGAUUCACCAGGUGACGACAAUAACGAUUCCAGAACAGCCUCAUUUGGUGUGCAACGCAAUCGCGCCACCAGCACCAAUGGCUCGCGACAGAGCUCCAUAGAUAGCAAUUCGCACCCCAGGAAAAGACAACGAAGGAAUGGAAAGGUGGGGCCUACAGAUGCGCGCGACUUUGUUCCGCAAGGUGCCACAUUCAGCGCAAAUACGUUGGCGGUCGACCCGGAUAGUACGUCCAGUUCUGGCUCCUCGGGCAGCGACGAUGAAUCCAAUUCCUCGAAUGAUGGAAACGAGGCUUCCUCCCAGGUUGAGCCUCAAUCCGCAGCUGCUCCUAACUGGAACAAGGCCAGUAGAAGUACCAUCAGGACCUCAUUGAACAAACGGGGAAACAAGGCAAAUGAGGUUGAACAGGAUUCUCGGUUUGAUGCGGUCAACGAUAAGUACUGGCGCAGUCGCAGCGAAUCGGUUUCGACUGGUGGCGACAACGAUAAUGCAUCACAGAUCAACAGUGAUGAUGCUUCAGAGGAGGGAGAAGUACAGGAAGAUGAUUCUUCUGACUCCAGCCGAAUGCAUCUAUCAGGGGACUCCGACGACUCAUCUCUGGACUCAGAGGCCGACGACUCGAUACUGUUGAAUAUCAACUCCCGUGGCCAGACACAGCAUGCUAGUCAGAAACAAAACGGGGGGCUAUCGCUGCAAGAUGAUGAGUACGAUCCAGAGUCUCUUCCGGAUUCUCAACGUAUUGCCAAUGGGCACACCUUUGACGGGGCCAGAGAUGGCUCUCCGUCGACGUCGAAGGAGGAGGCAUUCCGUCACUUCGCCCAAAAAUACCCCACAAACCCCGAGACACUUGCUGAUCUUAAUCGUGAAGAUAUGGAAUCCCAAGCCAAGUAUAUCUUCUACGAUCGCGAGAUUAAUGACAUAAACCUGCAAUUACCAGUCGCUUGCACUGAAUGCAUGCGGGAGGGCCAUCUUGCGGAAGUGUGUCCAUACAAGGAGUGUGUGCAUUGCGGUGCUUGGGAUCAACACCAGAGCAGUUUCUGUUCUUCGUGGAGAAGAUGUCAGAAGUGUCGAGAGCGUGGCCACGAUCAGCAAGAUUGCUCUUCGCUCUUGAAAGGUUCCGCAUCUGAGAUUCCCUGUGAUCUGUGUGGGUCUUCGGCUCAUUUGGAGCUUGAGUGCGAUUUCAUGUGGAAAACUCAUCGACAAGAGCCACCGUCCGGGCCCGUACUUGUAUCCAUAUCUUGCUCUCAUUGUACCAGCAACCACCACUUGGUCGGUGACUGCCCAUCCCUACCACAGCCAUUGAAAUCUUCGUCUUGGACGCUGAGAGGAAUUGAUCCGAAUAUGGUCACCAAUCUCAAUUCCGUGGUUAAUGGUAGAAGCGGAGGACCUUCAUCUAGAGGUCGAGGUGGGAUCAAAAUUAGGGGCCGUGCAGAUGCACACUCCUCCCCGGAUGAUAGCGAUGACUUGAUAACCAGACGGCGCCCCGUCGGUCGUGGUGGAAACCGAGGCAACAUUCGAAUUGGUAGUGGAAUUGGGAAGAACAAGAACCUAGCGCCAGCCGGCUCGCGAGGCUCAGAUAUGGAUUCUCGUCAGUUUUACAGGGAUCGUCAGGAUUUCCAUUCAGGCACCGCGCGGCAGCGCUCCUUGUCCCCCAACCCGCGCCGCGGAAGAGGCAAGGAUAGCUGGCAACCUGCACCUCGCUCGCCCCCACGAGGCCAGUCCAGACCGCCUCCUCGUGGAGGAAGAGGUGGUGGUCGGGGACGUGGUGGACGUGGCAAUGGUAAUAAACGAGGGGGUAACGGCGAUGCUUAUCGUCCAAUGCCGAGCGCCGCUAAAAAGGCUUGGGAUAGGUACAGACUCUGA